AUGGGGCACUGGACCCUCUCCCCUCUACGUCUUUUCCUCCUUGUUCUCCUCCUCUUGCUGUCCGUUCAUGUCUCGGAGGGGAAGAGGGUGAGCGUACCAGACGAUCUCGACGACGUUGUCGACGAGGAGGAGGACGAGGCCUGGAAGGAAUGGGGGCGGAAGAAGCACACGGACGAACAGUCGCAGCCCCCGCCACCCGACCUGUCGAAGAUGGACAUCUCGGAGAUCCAGGCCGAGAUGAUGAAGCGGCACGUCGGGCCGUCGUUCGGCUUCGUCAAGCUCCGCCCCGGUGCCCCCCGCUCCCGGGUACAUUUCUCUCUGCUCUACACUCUAAACGUUCAUGCGGACCGAUCGUCCGGAAUUUAGGCAUUUCCUGCGCUAGGGUUACUAAUAGGGUUUGUGAUCUCUUCCGCCCCUUCCAUUUUCCGAGGAUUGCCGUGGAAUAUGAUGCAUUGUGAUUUUGGUCCGGUUGACGUGAUGAUUCUUCGUGUUCUUGCGGAAACCUCCUGGAUCCUGUAUUCGCGAGGGGAGCAAUAGUAAUUUCUCCCUGAGAUGCGUAAAUACUUGGUUUCUUGCUCCCAUGACAGGUAACUCGGGAGCUUCAGCAAUCCUUCGAUAGCUAAUCGGAAUAUCCUUUUCCAUUCGUGGAAAAUUCCCCGAAUCCAGACAUUUCAUCUUCUGUAAAUCGUCGUUAUAAUAAUUUAUUAGCGUAUAUUUUGACCUGUUUUAGCUUUCCUGUUCUACAUUUUUCAUUGUGCGAUUCCCUUUUUUGCUGUUGGGUUUUCAUUUAUGCGAAUAUUCUCCACUUUUUCAUAAGAACACACCCACCCUUUAAUUUACAUGAGAUACUUGAAUCUUCUGACCUCUUCAGGAAUGCGGAUCUUCGGUGCCCUUGUUUUUUAAAUGUUGUUAAGACAGUCACCAACCUGAUAUUUUUAUUUCUCCUAGAUGGGUUUUUUCUUCAUUAUUUCCAUGAUUAGCUCUGAAAUCUCCACCCGAAUGAUCUUGAUGCCCGAAAGUGUUUCAGGAUGAUGUGCCUGAGAUCGCCAUGAGAUGGACCAAGGUUCUUCGAACAGGAUCCAUUGAGGCGAAAUUCACAGCAGUGGACAUCAACACAAUCAUGUUUACCUUGGAGAAGGGGCAGGACACGCAGGAGGUAUGCCCAUGAUUUUUCGAAAGAUCACCAUAAAACGAUCAAGUUCUUAAUUAUUCCACAAUCUGCCGCUUGUCUUCGCCAUUGAUUUCUUCUUGGAAGAAUCUGACCGAGUUUCUCCUAUCUCUGCGUCAUUCUCUCUUUCCCUUCAUAUCCACAAAACAUAGAAAAGAAAUUGUAUACCAAGCUUCAGGCGAAAUAAACCUCAUUAGUAGUAUGCUAAAUUUCAUCACCUGGUACAUCGCAGAGGCCUGCUGUUCUGAGAUUGUCCCACAAUCGGAGUAACUCUGCUUGAUUCAUGGUGUUCUUGCGAAACCCAUCAUAUCUCCUUCUCUACCCGUUGCUCUGAGAUCGUCCCACAAUCGGAGUAGCUGUGCUUGACUCAUGGUGUUCAUGGGAAUGACUUGGGUUUUAGAUAUCAUCAUAUCUUCUGACGCUUUCUCAUGUCCUUCUCCACCGUGUGUACCAGUUGAAAGAUUUCAUCUUGAGCCAGCCGGAGGCUUAUGAGAUGAAGAUCGGCGAGCAGAAGUUCAGAAGGUCCGGUGACCCUCCCCUCGAAGAGGUCGUCGAGAGGGUCCGCCGAGCGGCCGGCGGAGGAGGUGUUGACCCCGACACGGCGGCGGCGGAGGAGCGUCGUUACAGUAAAGAAGAGCUGUAG
Spirodela intermedia is the source of this 1811-nucleotide messenger RNA. Lineage: Eukaryota; Viridiplantae; Streptophyta; Magnoliopsida; Alismatales; Araceae. The record is from the annotation of a GenBank genome assembly.